Acanthoscelides obtectus is the source of this 603-nucleotide messenger RNA. Lineage: Eukaryota; Metazoa; Arthropoda; Insecta; Coleoptera; Chrysomelidae. The record is from the annotation of a GenBank genome assembly.
GCGGCAUUUCAGCAGGGAGAUUUACACCAGAAAUGACUGGAUUUGUGGGUGCAACACGAAGAAUGCCCUUUUCUGCUUUCCUUGCAUACUUUUCGGUGGUAGGUGUUACAGAUUUAGUGCACCUGGUUGAAAAAAUUAAGAAGCAUGAAAACUCUAAAACACAUCUUCAUAAUUCGAUGGAAUUGGCUUUAUUGGGGACUGUUAACAUCACAGCUCAGUUAGAUUCAGAAUAUUGGAGAAAUGUACAACAGGAUAAUGAUACCGUUACGAAAAACAGGAACUAAGAAAGGUAAACACAGAUUCAACAACAACGUAUCAAAAUAUGCAGGACUAUCAAUGAUACAAAAAGGUCAAAGAAAAUGCUCGGCGAAGUUUGAUUUUGUGUUCUUGCAGGGGAUGGGGAAUCGUCGUAUUCAGAAGAUCGGUGUCCUUCACCACCCACCGAUGCGCUUUUCUCGUCCUAAACUCGAUGAGAUGCCUGUACAAUUUGAGGAUGAUGGCUCCAUAACAUAUCACAAAGCCCAUUUCCCGGAACCAUGGCUCCAGGAGACACUGGACUAUCGAAGGUUGAAAGAACUUCACUACCACCUGGAGGAUAAAUGA